GUAACAGCUGUCCCUCCUAUCAUAAUCCCCAGUUCGGUGUCCAGUAACCGAACUGCACGCAAUAUGGGGACACAUAGGAGGCUAUUAAUAUGUCUUGGAAGCCUCCUGGUAUUUCUUACCUGUAUCCAGGCACAAGAACAGCAGCAGCAGCAACUGACAACGGAUGAUGAAUGGGAUGAUGUUGACCAACAUUAUGAAGAAUUGGAUUUCGAUAACAUUGACACAGAGGCACAGCAGGAUACUGAAGAGGCUGAAGAAGAUGUAGAGCAACAAUCAGAUGACGAAUCUGGAAGAGUGAACAUAUUUACUUCACCCGCUCCUGUCUAUCGGAGUCAGAACCCUUCGCAUAAUCUAAGGGUUUGCACCACUUUUGGGAACUAUCAUUUCAAGACCUUUGAUGGAGACAUCUAUCAUUUCCCUGGACAAUGUAACUAUCACUUUGUACGUCACUGCAAGACAAAUUAUGAGGAAUUCAACAUCCAAGUUAGACGUGUCCUUAGGAAGGCAGUUCCUGUCAUCUCCACCAUCAGCAUGAAGGUUGAAGGCGUUGACAUUCUUUUAGCUGAAAAAAAUGUCACUGUAAAUGAUGAAUUCAUGCAGAAAUUGCCAUUCAGUAUUGGUGGAUUGCAAAUUUCAAAGAGUGGCAGCUAUAUCCGAGUAUAUUCUAAAAUUGGUCUUGAUCUGAUGUGGAAUGAAGAAGACUCCAUCACGUUGGAAUUGAGUCAAAAAUAUGCCAACCAGACUUGUGGUCUCUGCGGUGACUAUAAUGGGAUUCCAAUUUACAACGAGUUUAUAGUUAAUAAUGCCCAAUUAAGUAAUCUUCAGUUUGGAAAUCUUCACAAAUUCAAUGCGCCAGAAGAAAGAUGUGAGGACACUAAAGAGGAAGCAGACAUCAAAUGUAAUUCAUCGAUCCAUCACAAACAAUUUUGUGCAAAUGUUCUGAAUGGAAAAGGUUUACAGGACUGCCAUGAUAUUGUGGAUGUUCAAAAAUACAUUGAACUUUGUGAGCAAGAUUUUUGCAAAUGCAAAGGAAAUUUAACUGGUUUCUGUGUUUGCAACGUCUUUACUGAGUAUUCCAGACAGUGCACUCAUGCUGGAGGAAGGCCAAAGAAGUGGAGAACUGCCACCAUUUGCCCUUUGAAGUGUGCCUACAACUUACAGUUUAAGGAGUGUGGCACUGCCUGCCCAGAUACUUGUACCAACCCUGAACGGUCACGAGUCUGUGAUGAUCACUGUACAGAUGGAUGCUUCUGCCCUGCAGGGACGGUGUUUGAUGAUAUCACUAGAACUGGAUGUAUUGCAAAGGAGAAAUGUGCUUGCACAUACAAUGGAGACGUUUAUCCAUCAGGGACAGGAUAUUCUGAGAAAUGUCAAGCUUGCACCUGUCAAGGAGGGAAAUGGGUCUGCGUUAAAAAGCCAUGUUUUGGCACUUGUUCACUAGAGGGAGGUUCACACAUCACAACCUUCGACCUUACCCGUUAUAACUUCCAUGGAGACUGUAUCUACACAUUUGCCAAGUCAUGUGACUCUGCCUUGUUCAAUGUGUUGGUUGAAAUCCAUAAAUGUGGACAUACAGACACAGAAACAUGCCUCAAGAGUAUGUCCCUCAGUCUGAAUGGAGGAAGAGAGUUUAUCCAUGUGAAGAAAUGUGGCAGUGUAUAUGUCAAUUCCAUCUACACCCAGCUGCCAAUGUCAACAGGUGCCAUCACCAUCUAUAAACCUACAUCCUUCUACAUCAUUAUGCAUACUAGUUUUGGUCUACAGAUUAAAAUCCAGCUGGUGCCCACCAUGCAAGUUUAUGUUAUAGUUGACCCAAAAUUCAUGAAUCAAACUUGCGGUCUUUGUGGAAACUUCAACAGCAUUCAGGCUGAUGACUUCAGAUCUCUUUCUGGAGUGAUAGAAGGCACUGGCUCAUCUUUCGGCAACUUGUGGAAGAAUCAACUUGACUGUCCUAAUGUCAAAAAUAACUUUGAAGACCCUUGUGCCCUCAUUGGUCAAAAUGAAAAAUAUGCAUCUCAUUGGUGUGACAUGAUGUUGGCUCCUGAUGGACCAUUUGCCAGCUGUCACAAAACUGUAAACCCUGAUGACUUCCAUAAGAACUGUAUGUUUGAUUCUUGCAAUUCCGAGAACAAAGAACACAGCAUGUGUGCUGCACUGUCAUCUUAUGUUUACGCCUGCUCUAGAGAAGGAGUUGACUUACGUGGAUGGAGAACAGAUGUUUGUCACUCAUAUACUACUACCUGCAGUCCCGGUUUUGUAUACCGUUACAAAGUCAGUACUUGCCCACUCACCUGCCGUUCCCUGAGUGAGUCUGAUAAAAUCUGUGAGAUUGACUACGUACCCAUUGAUGGUUGCACUUGUGCAGAUGGAACCUAUCUAGAUGAAAGUGGAAACUGCGUUCUCCCAGCUGUCUGCUCUUGUUUAUACAAGGGAACCGCAGUCUCACCUGGAGAAGUGAUUCAUGACAGUGGAACAGUUUGCACCUGCACAGAUGGGAAAAUGGAAUGUAUCGGCAUAAAUCCAGUGAAAGAAAAAGUAUGCAAAGAGCCAAUGGUCUACUUUGAUUGUGACAGUGAGACUGCAGAGGCCAAACAAACUGUGUGUCAAAAAAGCUGUGCGACCAUUGACAACGAAUGUUACAGCUCACAAUGUGUUUCUGGCUGUGUGUGCCCCGAGGGACUGGUGUAUGAUGAUGGAAAGGAGGAAUGUAUUCCUGAAGAUCAAUGUCCUUGCACACUCAACGAUGACAUCUUCUCAGCUGGAGAAACAGUUAAAGUCAAAUGCAAUACCUGUACCUGUAAAAAUAGAAAGUGGGACUGUACCCAAAACACAUGUCUGGGCACCUGUGCUGCAUAUGGAGAUGGCCACUACCUCACCUUUGACAACAGAAGAUACCGCUUCAAUGGAAAUUGUUGGUAUACCUUGGCUCAGGAUUAUUGUUCUGACAACGCUUCUGUCGGUACAUUCCGAGUUGUCACAGAAAAUGUUCCCUGUGGUUCUAAUGGUGUUACUUGUUCCAAAUCUAUUAGACUCUACCUUGGGAACUACGAGUUGAUCCUUAAAGAUCAGAAAUUUGAAGUGAUCAAGAAGGAUUAUGGACAAUAUGUUUUCUUCAAAGUUCGGCAGAUGGGUAUCUAUUUAGUAGUUGAAGCAGCAAAUGGUUUGGUUUUAGUGUGGGAUAAGAAAAGCACUAUUCUUAUAAAGCUGGAUCCAAAAUUUGAGGGCAAAAUCUGUGGUCUUUGUGGCAACUACGAUGGAAAUGCUGGCAAUGAUUUUAUCACCAGAAGUCAGUCUGUGGUUGGAGAUGUUUUUGAGUUUGGCAACAGUUGGAAACUUUCUCAGAGAUGUCCAAAUGCUGUGGACAUACAGGAUACUUGUGAUUCAAAUCCUUAUAGAAAAGCAUGGUCCCAAAAACAGUGUAGCAUUAUCACUAGUGGUACAUUUGCCUCCUGUCAUGCUCUGGUGAAUCCAGUUAAAUACUAUGACGCCUGUGUAAAUGAUGCUUGUGCUUGUGACACUGGUGGAGACUGCGACUGCUUUUGUACUGCUGUAGGUGCUUACGCUCAAGCUUGCAGUGAGGCUGGACAAUGUAUAAGCUGGAGAUCCCCAAAUAUCUGCCCCGUAUUUUGCGAUUUCUACAAUCGUCAAGGACAUUGUGAGUGGCACUACAAAGCAUGUGGAGCCCCUUGUAUGAAGACCUGUAUGAAUCCUUCUGGUGUAUGCUUGAACAACUUGAUUGGAUUAGAAGGUUGCUACCCUAAAUGUCCAGUAGACAGACCAUACUUCGAUGAGGAAUCUAUGCAGUGUGUUGCAUCCUGUCAUUGUUAUGAUGAUUACGGAGUUGAAUAUAAACCAGGAGAAAAGAUGCCAAGUGAAAGCAGAUGUUCUAUUUGCAAAUGUACGAAAAAUGGCAAAGAGUGCACCCCAGCAAAAGCAUGCUGCAAAUAUCAAGGAAAAGAAUUUCUAGCGGGGGACUUAGUCUACCACACAGCGGAUGGAACAGGAGGUUGCAUAUAUGCCACCUGUUCACAUAAUUCAACAGUGGAAAGAACAGUUGACCAUUGCCCAACAACUACGAGUCCACCCACGACAUUUGAUUUCACAACUCCAACAAUCUCAUCUGAAUGGACACCACAAUAUACACCUUCAGCUGGUUCUGAAAUUCCCUCAACAUCAACCAAACCCACUUCCAGUGGUAGCUCAAGUACGGAAAGCUCAAGUAGUUCUACUACUGGUUCAGUUACUCCAGGUUCUUCCAUUGGUGAAACAAGUACUCCAUCAGUUUCACCAACAAAAUGUGUUGAAGCUUAUGACUGUACUUGGUCAGAGUGGUAUGACGUGAGCAGACCAGAAAAUGGUGAUGGUGAUAUGGAACGCUUUGAGGAUAUUGAAAGACAAGGUCACAAAGUGUGCAAAAACCCCAAAGAUGUGCAAUGCAGAGCAAAGGAAUUUCCUUAUCAAUCUCUCAAAGAAGUAGAACAAGAUGUUACCUGCGACAGAAAUAUUGGCUUCAUAUGUCUUAAUAGCAAGAAUCCACCUAUGUGUCACAAUUAUGAAAUAAGAAUUGAAUGUUGUAAAUACAGAGAUUGCACAACAAUUUCUUCAACCACAAGUGGUGUAGAAUCAAUUCCAUCACCAAAAACAAGUUCUCCACCUGAAAUUAUAACACAGUCUCCUACAUCUAAAGAAACCCCACCGUCUUUGCCUAGUGAGUUAACUUCAGAACCAGCAACUUCAAACUCCCCAUCAUCACCUCCUUCUGUAAGCACAUCCCCCAACACAUCUUCCCCACCUGGAAUUGAGACAGAAAGCACCCAGAAAACACCAGCAUCAUCUGAAGCAAUACCUAAAACUACUAAAGCCUCCCCAACAACAACCUGUGUGUUAAAUAUGGAAUGUCGUUGGACACAAUGGUAUGAUACCAAUAGACCUAAUACAAGAAGUGAUGGAGGAGAAAGUGAAACUGUUAAAGACAUUACAUCUAAAGGAUAUGAAGUUUGUGCAGAUCGAGAAGUUGAGAACAAAAUUGAAUGUGAAGCUGUAGAUGAUGAAGGCAUAACUAUUCCUGAUAACAAUCAAAAGGUUACUUGUGACUUAAAUGAUGGAUUGGAAUGCAAGAAUAGAGACCAAAUUAAGAAGGAAAAAUGUUACAAUUAUAGAAUAAGGAUUGAAUGCUGUGAAGAGCGUUGUGAACCUAUACCAACACCAGACAUACAUACAACUGAAACCACUAAGCAAACAACCACAGAGGGUGCAUUUACAACCAAAGGAACAACAACAAGUUCACCAUCAGAAUCCUCACAACCACAAUCUUCAAAGUCUCCAUCAUCAACUCCCUCUAGUAGCACAUCAUCUACUGAAAAACCUGUACCUGAUACAUCCAUCCCCUCAACAUCAUCUGAGGUUACCCCGUCACAAACAACAGUAUGUGUGAAUAAGAUGAAAUGUCGAUGGACCCCUUGGUAUGAUUAUAAUACACCAAAUACAAGGAGUGAUGGAGGAGAAACUGAAAGUGUUGAUGACAUAAAAUCAAAGGGCAUUGAAGUUUGUACAAACCGGGAAAUUGAAGACAAAAUAGAUUGUGAAGCAAUUGAUAAUAAAGGAGAGAGUAUUGCUGAUAACAAUCAAAUGGUUAGUUGUAAUGUGAAAGAUGGAUUUAGCUGCAAAAACAGAGACCAACCCAACAAGGAGAAAUGUUUCAAUUAUAGGAUAAGAAUUUUAUGUUGUGAAGAGUAUUGUGAACCUCUACCCACAUCCAAAAUAACAACUACUGAAACCUCUGAGCCAAAAACCACUGCUGGUGAAACCACAAUAAGCACAUCAACAUCAGAAACAUGGCCAACAAAGCUUCCUUCUACAGGUGUACCAAUAACUGAAAAGCCUGGCCCUGAAACAUCUUCUCCAUCUGAAAACACAUCCCCACCAUCAACAUUAUCAUCAUCAUCUGAAGUUACAACUGCUGUUUCACCCACAUCAUGUGUACAUAAAAUGGAAUGCCGUUGGACUCCCUGGUAUGAUAUUAACAGGCCAACCUUGCAAAAUGAUGGUGGAGACAGUGAAAGUCCAGAAGAUAUAAAAUCAAAAGGCUAUGAGAUAUGCAAACAUAUGCACGAAGUUGAAAACAAAAUAGAAUGUGAAGCUAUUGAUCAUGAAGGAGUAACAAUAGCAAAUAAUCAACAAAUUCUUACUUGUGUGCUCGGGAAUGGAUUGACUUGCAGGAAUAUAGAUCAGAAGAAAAAAAAUGAAAAGUGUCAUAAUUACAGAAUAAGGGUUGAAUGUUGUGCAUCAUACUGUGAACCAGUAUUGACCAAAUCCACUCCUCUUGCCACUCAAUCAUCUGUACCCUCAUCAGCCAUUACAGUACCUACCACAACAUCCUCAGUUACAGAACCUAGCUCAACUUCUGAAGACUGUGAGAAAUUUAGAGCAUCAGAAUGUCAAUGGACUGAAUGGUUUAAUGAAAAUAAACCAUCUGAAGAUAUAGAUGGUGAAGACAAUGAGAACUCAGAUAAUUUGAGGGCUAAAGGAAUAGAGGUUUGUAAGCGGGGUGAAAUUGAAAACCAAAUUCAGUGUAAAGAUGAACAAUAUUCAGAAUUAACUAAUGAAAAUACUGUACAAAAAUCCACCUGUAAUGUAAAAGAAGGAUUGAUUUGUAAGAAUAAAGACCAACCAGGAAAAAUAUGUCAUGACUACAGUAUAAGAAUUGAGUGCUGUUCUGAAACGUUUGUAAAAUUCUGUGGUGAAUCAACCACACCUUCAUCUACUGAAAAAACAAGUAUCCCAACAACAACAUCUAUUACAAAACCUUCUUCACCAGGAUCUGAGACAUCACCACCAUCUACCUUAACUACUGGCGCUAAAACCACUGGUGUACCAUCUGAACCUACUCAAGGCACUAAGACUCCAAGUACUUCUUUUCCAUCAAGUCCAUCCACAACUGAAAGUACAUCACAACCAACAACAGUGUGUAUAAAGAAGAAGGAAUGCCGUUGGACUCCAUGGUAUGAUACUAAUGCUCCAAGUACAAGAAGUAAUGGUGGAGACAUUGAAUCAUAUGAAGAUAUAACAUCUAAAGGAUUUGCGAUAUGUAUAGAUAGAGAAGUUGAAAACAAAAUAGAGUGUGAAGCCAUUGAUAAAAAUGGUGAAAUAAUAUUAGAUAAUAAACAAAAAAAGACCUGUGAUUUGAAAACUGGAUUAACUUGCUUUAACAGAGAUCAGAAAAAUAAGGAAAAAUGUUAUAAUUAUAGAAUAAGGUUUGAAUGUUGUGCAGAACACUGUGAGAAACUGGAAACACCCACUACAGCUGGGGCAUCUACAACUGCAUCAACAACCACUUUAAAUGUACCUACAUCAACUGGAAUAUCUCAGACAUCAACUUCUACACCAAGCUCAUCUACAACCUCAGUAACUGAGCCUGGAUCUCCAACUCCUGAAGAUUGUGACAAUUUUAGAAAAGCUGAGUGUUACUGGACAGACUGGUUUAAUAAAGAAACACCUACCUCUGAUAUUAAUGGAGGAGACACUGAAAACACAUCUAAACUAAAAACUGAAGGAAUAGAAGUGUGUACAGAUGGUGAAAUUGAAAAUCAAAUUGAGUGUAGAGCUGAGAAAUAUCCUGAUUUAGCAUUUGAAAGAACUGGCGAAAAACUAACAUGUAAUGUAGAAGAAGGUUUGAUUUGUAAAAAUAAACAUCAGCCAGAAGAAAAAUGUAAUGACUACAGUAUAAGAAUUGAGUGCUGUUCCAAAAAGUUUGUUAAAUUCUGCGGAGAGUCAAUUACACCUUCUGCUAUAUCCCCAACUAACAUCCCAAUAACAACAAGUGUAUCAUCAACAGGGUCCUCAACUCCUAGCCAGCCAUCUACUGAAGAAACAUAUACAAACUCCCCAACACAAACUACAAGUAUCACAUCUUUUCCAACUACGACAUCUUCCACAACAAAGACUGAAAGUACUUCCUCCCCAUCUUCUACUACCACAAGCUGUGAGAAAUUCAGACAAAGUGAAUGUCACUGGACAGAGUGGAUAAAUACAAAAACACCUUCAGCAGAUAUAAAUGGUGAAGACAAAGAAAAUUCAAAUGAACUGAGAUCUAGGGGAAUAGAGGUUUGUAAAAAUGAGGAAGUCGAAAAUGAUAUUGAGUGCAAAGCUGAGAAAUAUUCCGAUUUAUCUAUUAAAGAAUCUGACCAAGUAAAAACAUGUAAUGUAAAAGAUGGAUUAAUUUGUAAGAACAAAGAACAAAGAGGUGAACCUAAGCAGUGUCUUGACUAUGCAGUCAGAAUUGAAUGUUGUUCUAAAAAAUUUAUUGAAUCAUGUGGAAAAUCAACCCCAUCACCUACCUCACCUUCAUCUAGUGAAGUGACAAAAGGCCCAUUAACAACAUCAGUAACAGAAAUUUCCUCACCAGGCUCAACAUCAAUAACUGGUGAGAAGUCUACCCCUGGUAUGCAAACAAGUGGGGAAACCUCUACUACUAGUAUAUCAACAAGUGGUGAAACCUCUACUUCUAUUAUAUCAACAAGUGGUGAAACCUCUACUUCUAUUAUAUCAACAAGUGGUGAAACCGCUACCCCUGGAAGACCAACCGGUGGUGAAACAUCUACCCCUGGUACUCCAACAAGCGGUGAAGCAUCUACUCCUGGUAGACCAACAGGUAGUGAAACCUCUACCCCUGGUACUCCAACAAGUGGUGAAUCAUCUACCCCUGGUAGACCAACAGGUGGUGAAACAUCUACAUCUGGUAGACCAACAAGUGGUGAAACCUCAACUCCUGGUACUCCAACAAGUGGUGAAAUAUCUACCCCUGGUAGACCAACUGGUAGUGAAACAUCUACUCCUGGUAGACCAACUGGUGGUGAAACAUCUACCCCUGGUACUCCAACAAGUGGUGAAGCAUCUACCCCUGGUAAACCAACAGGUGGUGAAACAUCUACACCUGGUAGACCAACAGGUGGUGAAACCUCUACCCCUGGUACUCCAACAAGUGGUGAAGCAUCUACCCCUGGUAAACCAACAGGUGGUGAAACCACUACACCUGGUACUCCAACAAUUGGUGAAAACUCUACCCCUGGAAGACCAACAGGUGGUGAAACAUCUACCCCUGGUAGACCAACAAGUGGUGAAGCAUCUACCCCUGGUAGACCAACAGGUAGUGAAACCUCUACCCCUGGUACUCCAACAAGUGGUGAAUCAUCUACCCCUGGUAGACCAACAGGUGGUGAAGCAUCUACACCUGGUAGACCAACAAGUGCUGAAACCUCUACUCCUGGUACUCCAGCAAGUGGUGAAAUAUCUACCCCUGGUAGACCAACUGGUGGUGAAACAUCUACCCCUGGUACUCCAACAAGUGGUGAAGCAUCUACCCCUGGUAAACCAACAGGUGGUGAAACAUCUACACCUGGUAGACCAACAGGUGGUGAAACCUCUACCCCUGGUACUCCAACAAGUGGUGAAGCAUCUACCCCUGGUAGACCAACAAGUGGUGAAACUUCUACCCCUGGUAGACCAACAGGUGGUGAAACCUCUACCCCUGGUAGACCAACAAGUGGUGAAGCAUCUACCCCCGGUAGACCAACAGGUAGUGAAACCUCUACCCCUGGUACUCCAACAAGUGGUGAAUCAUCUACCCCUGGUCGACCAACAGGUGGUGAAACAUCUACACCUGGUAGAUCAACAAGUGGUGAAACCUCUACUCCUGGUACUCCAACAAGUGGUGAAAUAUCUACCCCUGGUAGACCAACUGGUGGUGAAACAUCUCCCCCUGGUACUCCAACAAGUGGUGAAGCAUCUACCCCUGGUAAACCAACAGGUGGUGAAACCUCUACACCCGGUAAACCAACAGGUGGUGAAACCUCUACCCCUGGUGCUCCAACAAGUGGUGAAACAUCUACACCUGGUAGAUCAACAAGUGGUGAAACCUCUACUCCUGGUACUCCAACAAGUGGUGAAACAUCUACCCCUGGUAGACCAACUGGUGGUGAAACAUCUACCCCUGGUACUCCAACAAGUGGUGAAGCAUCUACCCCUGGUAAACCAACAUCUGGUGAAACCUCUACACCUGGUAGACCAACAGGUGGUGAAACCUCUACCCCUGGUACUCCAACAAGUGGUGAAGCAACUACCCCUGGUAAACCAACAGGCGGUGAAACAUCGACACCUGGCACUCAAACAAGUGGUGAAACCUCUACCCCUGGAAUACCAACAGACGGUGAAACCUCUACCCCUGGUAGACCAACAAGUGGUGAAAGCUCUACCCCUGGUAGACCAACAGGUGGUGAAAUUUCUACAUCUGAUACUCCAACAAGUGGUGAAAACUCUACCCCUGGAAGACCAACAGGUGGUGAAACAUCAACUCCUGGUAGACCAACAGGUGGUGAAACCUCUACACCUGGUACUCCAACAAGUGGUGAAAACUCUACCCCUGGAAGACCAACAGGUGGUGAAACCUCUACCCCUGGUAGACCAACAGGUAGUGAAACCUCUACACCUGGUACUCCAACAAGUGGUGAAGCAUCUACCCCUGGUAGACCAACAGGUGGUGAAACAUCCACACCUGGUAGACCAACAGGUGGUCAAACCUCUACCCCUGGUACUCCAACAAGUGGUGAAGCAUCUACCCCUGGUAGACCAACAAGUGGUGAAGCAUCUACCCCUGGUAGAUCAACAAGUGGUGAAACAUCUACCCCUGGUACUCCAACAAGUGGUGAAGCAGCUACCCCUGGUAGACCAACUGGUGGUGAAACAUCUACUCCUGGCAGACCAACAGGUGGCCAAACCUCUACACUCGGCACUCCAACAAGUGGUGAAACAUCUACCACUGGUAUACCAACAGGUGGUGAAACUUCAACUCCUGGUAGACCAACAAGUGGUGAAACAUCUACUCCUGGGAGGCCAACAAGUGGUGAAACCUCUACACCAUCAACCCCUGGUAGACCAACAGGUGGUGAAACCUCUACCCCUGGUAGACCAACAGGUGGUGAAACAUCUACACCAUCAACCCCUGGUAGACCAACAAGUGGUGAAACCUCUACCCCUGGCACACCAACAGGCGGUGAAACCUCUACACCCGGUUCUCCAACAAGUGGUGAAACCUCUACCUCUGGUAGACCAACAGGUAGCGAAACAUCUACACCAUCAACCCCUGGUAGACCAACAGGUGGUGAAACCUCUACCCCUGGUAGACCAACAGGAGGUGAAACAUCUACCCCUGGCAGACCAACAGGCAGUGAAACCUCUACACAUGGUACUCCAACAAGUAGUGAAUCCUCUACCCCUGGUAGACCAACAGGUGGGGAAACCUCUACACCUGGUACUCCAACAAGUGGUGAAACCUCUACCCCUGGUAGACAAACAAGUAGUGAAACCUCUACACCUGGUAGUCCAACUAGUAGUGAAUCCUCUACCCCUAGUAGACCAACAGGUGGUGAAACCUCUACCCUUGGUACUCCAACAAGUGGUGAAUCCUCUACCCCUGGUAGACCAACAGGUGGUGAAACAUCCACACCAUCUACCCCAGGCAGUUCACAACCUAGCAACACAUCUCCGCCAUCUUCUAGCUGUAAAAUAUUGAGAGAAAGUGAAUGUCGCUGGACAAUAUGGCAUAACACAAAUAAACCUUCCCUAGAAAUGAAUGGUGAAGAAAAGGAAAAUUCAGAUCAACUGAGAUCUAAGGGGAUAGAAGUAUGUAAAAAGGAUGAAGUUGAAAAUGAUAUUGAGUGCAAAGCUGAGAAAUAUUCAGAUUUGUCUUAUAAAGAAUCUGACCAAGUAAAAACAUGCAAUGUGAAUGAUGGAUUGGUUUGUAAGAACAAAGAACAAAAAGCUGAACCUAAACAGUGUCUUGACUAUGCAGUUAGAAUUGAAUGUUGUUCUAAAACAUAUAUUGAAUCCUGUGGUGAAAUAACCACAUCUCCCACGUCAACCUCAUCUUCAGAGGUUACUCCUGGCACUACACCAGGUGAGACUUCUCCAGGAGAGACAACUUCAACUACUGGAUCUCCCCCUCUUUUUACCUCAUCUUCCAUUUCGGGUACCACCACAAACACUGUAACUGUGACUUCAACGUCUGGUACAACAGCUUCACCCAUAGGUUCCUCUUCUCACACCACAUCUUCCACAUCAGUUACUAGUAGCACCGAGAUUCUAGCAACAACUAGUGGACCUGAAAUAACUACACCAUCAUCUUCUAAAUCUCCAACGGUACCUCCAUCUGCCAGCACAACAUUUUGUUACUGCAAAAUAAAGGAUGAAAUGUAUGCUCAAGGUGAAACUAUCUACCAGAAAGAAGACAUGGAUGGUUGUAUGUUUUAUGCCAUAUGUAACAAAAAAUGUGAAAUAGAACGGCAUGUAGGAGAUUGUUCAACACCCGGAACUACACCAGGAGUAACCACUCUCACAAGUGCAGAGCUUACCCAUAUACUGGAUGCUACCAGUGGUAAACCAUCAAUGAACAGACCAAGCAGAAGACCUCCAACCAAGCCUCAUACCGGUCCACCUGGUGAACCUAGUACAUCUGGUGAACCUGGUACCUCGACAGAAACCAACUGUGGACCUUGCGAGUGUUUGAUGCCAACCUGUGGAACAGGAUAUCGUGUAGUAUCCUAUAUGCCUCCUGGUGCCUGCUGUGCUAAUGUCACAUGUGAGCCUGACUCUGUCUGUGUUGUGGACAAUACCAUAUACCAGCGUGGAUCUACCAUCCCUCAACCAAAGGGUGUAUGUCAGAAUUGCGAGUGCGCCAAGGAUGAACAGGACGAGUCUGGUUUCUAUGCCGUAAAAUGCCAAGCCCUUCAGUGUGAUAAGACAUGUGAAGAGGGUUAUGCAUAUGCUGAGAAAGAAGGAGAAUGCUGUGGUGAAUGUGUACCCAAACAAUGUAUCAUUAAAGGAGUAAAAGGAGAAAAGGUAGAACAAGGAGAACAAGGAGAGGAUGAUAAACCAGUAAAAAUCAAGAUUGGAGACUCUUAUCGUCCUGAGGGCAGCACUUGCAGCUACUAUGAAUGUAGUGAGGAAGAUGACAAACCCAUGUUGACCAAGGUGAAGAAAGUUUGCCAAGAUUUGGACAUCUCCAAAUGCGAGAAGGAUACAGUUAAAUAUGAUGAAGAUGGCUGCUGUCAGACCUGCACUCUGAAGACAGAAGUUAAAAUAAUAGAGAAACCAGUUGUUGAAAACUGCAGCUCUCGAAAGAACUUGACUGUUUUGAAAGUAGAGGACUGCGAGAUUGAGGUUGAGCUCACAUACUGCGGAGGCCCCUGUAUGGGAAAAUCCAUCUAUUCCAUGGAAUCUCAGGGCAUGGAUCACCAGUGUAGUUGCUGCACAGAGCUGGAAGUAGCAGAAAGACAAGUGGAGCUGUUGUGCGCCAAUGGUCAACGUAAAGUCCAUUACUACAAAGAUGUAAUUAGAUGCGGCUGCUCUGAAGCUACCUGCGAACCAGUCACAUCUGCUGAGAUUCAGCAACCAGAUCAGCAGCAGAGAACCCAAACUGCCUAUUAUAAGGAGUGUAAUGUGUUUAUGGAAACAGAUCCUAUCAAAGGAAAAUAUGAGAUGACAGACUUGUGUUCUGUUAUGCCUUUGCGCAGCUGUGUGUUUGUCCUGAAUAGACAGGCAGGCUCUGAUAAUUCCUUUCAGAAAACUCAUACCUUAAAAGUAGAGAUGAGUGGUUACUUUGAUUCUGCAUCCCUAAAUGGAGAGUUAAUUGAGGAGAUUUAUAUGGAACCACCUGAACAUUAUGACGAAAGUAUGUUCCAAGAGAGAAAAGUUUGCCUCUUAAAGAAAUCUUUUUACGGCCUAAAGCAAAGUGGUCGUUCUUGUGCUUACUUUGAUGUUUCUGUGGCACAAAUGGACAAAGCCUACACUAUUCACUUUCAUUCACUGGGCCUGAAAGUAAAGGUCAAUGGAGUUCAUUCAGCCACAGGUUGCUUUGAACGCAUGUACCGCAUUGACAAAUGUUUUCCCCUGUGCCAUCUUUUCAACGGUGAGCCAGAGGGUCAAAUCAGAGAUGUAACAGCUGUCCCUCCUAUCAUAAUCCCCAGUUCGGUGUCCAGUAACCGAACUGCACGCAAAAUGGGGACACAUAGGAGGCUAUUAAUAUGUCUUGGAAGCCUCCUGGUAUUUCUUACCUGUAUCCAGGCACAAGGACAGCAGCAGCAGCAGCUGACAUCAGAUGAUGAAUGGGAUGAUGUUGACCAACAUUAUGAAGAAUUGGAUUUCGAUAACAUUGACACAGAGGCACAGCAGGAUACGGAAGAGACUGAAGAAGAUGUAGAGCAACAAUCAGAUGACAAAUCUGGAAGAGUGAACAUAUUUACUUCACCUGCUCCUGUCUAUCGGAGUCAGAACCCUUCGCAUAAUUUGAGGGUUUGCACCACUUUCGGGAACUAUCAUUUCAAGACCUUUGAUGGAGACAUCUAUCAUUUCCCUGGACAAUGUAACUAUCACUUUGUACGUCAUUGCAAGACAAAUUAUGAGGAAUUCAACAUCCAAGUUAGACGUGUCCUUAGGAAGGCAGUUCCUGUCAUCUCCACCAUCAACAUGAAAGUUGAAGGAAUUGACAUUCUUUUAGCUGAAAAAAAUGUCACUGUAAAUGAUGAAUUAGUGCAGAAAUUGCCAUUCAGUAUUGGUGGACUGCAAAUUUCAAAGAGUGGCAGCUAUGUCCGAGUUUAUUCUAAAAUUGGUCUUGAUCUGAUGUGGAAUGAAGAAGACUCCAUCACGUUGGAAUUGAGUCAAAAAUAUGCCAACCAGACUUGUGGUCUCUGCGGUGACUAUAAUGGGAUUCCAAUUUACAACGAGUUUAUAGUUAAUAAUGCCCAAUUAAGUAAUCUUCAGUUUGGAAAUCUUCACAAAUUCAAUGCGCCAGAAGAAAGAUGUGAGGACACUAAAGAGGAAGCAGACAUCAAAUGUAAUUCAUCGAUCCAUCACAAACAAUUUUGUGCAAAUGUUCUGAAUGGAAAAGGUUUACAGGACUGCCAUGGUAUUGUGGAUGUUCAAAAAUACAUUGAACUUUGUGAGCAAGAUUUUUGCAAAUGCAAAGGAAAUUUAACUGGUUUCUGUGUUUGCAACGUCUUUACUGAGUAUUCCAGACAGUGCACUCAUGCUGGAGGAAGGCCAAAGAAGUGGAGAACUGCCACCAUUUGCCCUUUGAAGUGUGCCUACAACUUACAGUUUAAGGAGUGUGGCACUGCCUGCCCAGAUACUUGUACCAACCCUGAACGGUCACGAGUCUGUGAUGAUCACUGUACAGAUGGAUGCUUCUGCCCUGCAGGGACGGUGUUUGAUGAUAUCACUAGAACUGGCUGUAUUGCAAAGGAGAAAUGUGCUUGCACAUACAAUGGAGAUGUUUAUCCAUCAGGAACAGGAUAUUCUGAGAAAUGUCAAGCUUGCACCUGUCAAGGAGGGAAAUGGGCCUGCGUUAAAAAGCCAUGUUUUGGCACUUGUUCACUAGAGGGAGGUUCACACAUCACAACCUUCGACCUUACCCGUUAUAACUUCCAUGGAGACUGUAUCUACACAUUUGCCAAGUCCUGUGACUCUGCCUUGUUCAGUGUGUUGGUUGAAAUCCAUAAAUGUGGACAUACAGACACAGAAACAUGCCUCAAUGGUAUAUCCCUUAGUCUUAAUGGAGGAAGAGAGUUUAUCCAUGUGAAGAAAUGUGGCAGUGUAUAUGUCAAUUCCAUCUACACCCAGCUGCCAAUGUCAUCAGGCGCCAUCACCAUCUAUAAACCUACAUCCUUCUACAUCAUUAUGCAUACUAAUUUUGGUCUACAGAUUAAAAUCCAGCUUGUGCCUACCAUGCAAGUUUAUGUUAUAGUUGACCCAAAAUUCAUGAACCAAACUUGCGGUCUUUGUGGAAACUUCAACAGCAUUCAGGCUGAUGACUUCAGAUCUCUUUCUGGAGUGAUAGAAGGCACUGGCUCAUCUUUCGGCAACUUGUGGAAGAAUCAACUUGACUGUCCUAAUGUCAAAAAUAACUUUGAAGACCCUUGUGCCCUCAUUGGUCAAAAUGAAAAAUAUGCAUCUCAUUGGUGUGACAUGAUGUUGGCUCCUGAUGGACCAUUUGCCAGCUGUCACAAAACUGUAAACCCUGAUGACUUCCAUAAGAACUGUAUGUUUGAUUCUUGCAAUUCCGAGAACAAAGAACACAGCAUGUGUGCUGCACUGUCAUCUUAUGUUUACGCCUGCUCUAGAGAAGGAGUUGACUUACGUGGAUGGAGAACAGAUGUUUGUAGCUCAUAUACUACUACCUGCAGUCCCGGUUUUGCAUACCGUUACAAAGUCAGUACUUGCCCACUCACCUGCCGUUCCCUGAGUGAGUCUGAUAAAAUCUGUGAGAUUGACUACGUACCCAUUGAUGGUUGCACUUGUGCAGAUGGAACCUAUCUAGAUGAAAGUGGAAACUGCGUUCUCCCAGCUGUCUGCUCUUGUUUAUACAAGGGAACCGCAGUCUCACCUGGAGAAGUGAUUCAUGACAGUGGAACAGUUUGUUCCUGCACAGAUGGAAAAAUGGAAUGUAUCGGCAUAAAUCCCGUGGAAGAAAAAGUAUGCAAAGAGCCAAUGGUCUACUUUGAUUGUGACAGUGAGACUGCAGAUGCCAAACAAACUGUGUGUCAAAAAAGCUGUGCGACCAUUGACAACGAAUGUUACAGCUCACAAUGUGUUUCUGGAUGUGUGUGCCCUGAGGGACUGGUGUAUGAUGAUGGAAAGGAGAAAUGUAUUCCUGAAGAUCAAUGUCCUUGCACACUCAAUGAUGACAUCUACUCAGCUGGAGAAACAAUUAAAGUAAAAUGCAAUACCUGUAUCUGUAAAAAUAGAAAGUGGGACUGUACCCAAAACACAUGUCUGGCCACUUGUGCUGCAUAUGGAGAUGGCCACUACCUCACCUUUGACAACAGAAGAUACCGCUUCAAUGGAAAUUGUUGGUAUACCUUGGCUCAGGAUUAUUGUUCUGACAACGCUUCUGUUGGUACAUUCCGAGUCGUCACAGAAAAUGUUCCCUGUGGUACUAAUGGUGUUACUUGUUCCAAAUCUAUUAGACUCUACCUUGGGAACUACGAGUUGAUCCUUAAAGAUCAGAAAUUUGAAGUGAUCAAGAAGGAUUAUGGACAAUAUGUUUUCUUCAAAGUUCGGCAGAUGGGUAUCUAUUUAGUGGUUGAAGCAGCAAAUGGUUUGGUUUUAGUGUGGGAUAAGAAAAGCACUAUUCUUAUAAAGCUGGAUCCAAAAUUUGAGGGCAAAAUCUGUGGUCUUUGUGGCAACUACGAUGGAAAUGCUGGCAAUGAUUUUAUCACUAGAAGUCAGUCUGUGGUUGGAGAUGUUUUUGAGUUUGGCAACAGUUGGAAACUAUCUCAGAGAUGUCCAAAUGCUGUGGACAUACAGGAUACUUGUGAUUCAAAUCCUUAUAGAAAAGCAUGGUCCCAAAAACAGUGUAGCAUUAUCACUAGUGGUACAUUUGCCUCCUGUCAUGCUCUGGUGAAUCCAGUUAAAUACUAUGACGCCUGUGUUAAUGAUGCUUGUGCUUGUGACACUGGUGGAGACUGCGACUGCUUUUGUACUGCUGUAGGUGCUUACGCUCAAGCUUGCAGUGAGGCUGGACAAUGUAUAAGCUGGAGAUCCCCAAAUAUCUGCCCCGUAUUUUGCGAUUUCUACAACCGACAAGGACAUUGUGAGUGGCACUACAAAGCAUGUGGAGCCCCUUGUAUGAAGACCUGUAUGAAUCCUUCUGGUGUAUGCUUGAACAACUUGAUUGGAUUAGAAGGUUGCUACCCUAAAUGUCCAGUAGACAGACCAUACUUCGAUGAGGAAUCUAUGCAGUGUGUUGCAUCCUGUCAUUGUUAUGAUGAUUACGGAGUUGAAUAUAAACCAGGAGAAAAGAUGCCAAGUGAAAGCAGAUGUUCUAUUUGCAAAUGUACGAAAAAUGGCAAAGAGUGCAUACCAGCAAAAGCAUGCUGCAAGUAUCAAGGAAAAGAAUUUCUAGCGGGGGACUUAGUCUACCACACAGCGGAUGGAACAGGAGGUUGCAUAUAUGCCACCUGUUCACAUAAUUCAACAGUGGAAAGAACAGUUGAUCAUUGUCCAACAACUACGAGUCCACCAACGACAUUUGAUUUCACAACUCCAACAAUCUCAUCUGAAUGGACACCACAAUAUACACCUUCAGCUGGUUCUGAAAUUCCCUCAACAUCAACCAAACCCACUUCCAGUGGUAGCUCAAGUACGGAAAGCUCAAGUAGUUCUACUACUGGUUCAGUUACUCCAGGUUCUUCCAUUGGUGAAACAAGUACUCCAUCAGUUUCACCAACAACAUGUGUUGAAGCUUAUGACUGCACUUGGUCAGAAUGGUAUGACGUGAGCAGACCAGAAAAUGGUGAUGGUGAUAUGGAACGUUUUGAGGAUAUUGAAAGAGAAGGUUACAAAGUGUGCAAAAAACCCAGAGAUGUGCAAUGCAGAGCAAAAGAAUUUCCUAAUCAGUCUCUCAAAGAUGCAGGACAAGAUGUUACCUGUAACAGAAAUAUUGGCUUCAUAUGUCUUAAUAGCAAGAAUCCACCUAUGUGUCACAAUUAUGAAAUUAGGAUUGAAUGUUGUAAACACAGACAAUGCACAACAAUUUCUUCAACAACAAGUGGUGUAGAAUCAAUUCCACCACCAAAAACAAGUUCUCCACCUGAAAUUAUAACACAGUCUCCUACAUCUAAAGAAACCCCACCAUCUUUGCCUAGUGAGUUAACUUCAGAACCAGGAACUUCUAACUCCCCAUCAUCGCCUCCUACUGUAAGCACAUCCCCCAACACAUCUUCCCCACCUGGAAUUGAGACAGAAAGCACCCAAAAAACACCAGCAUCAUCUGAAGCAAUACCUAAAACUACUAAAGCCUCCCCAACAACAACCUGUGUGUUAAAGAUGGAAUGUCGUUGGACACAAUGGUAUGAUACCAAUAGACCUAAUACAAGAAGUGAUGGAGGAGAAAGUGAAACUGUUAAAGACAUUACAUCUAAAGGAUAUGAAGUUUGUGCUGAUCGAGAAGUUGAAAACAAAAUUGAAUGUGAAGCUGUAGAUGAUGAAGGCAUAACUAUUCCUGAUAACAAUCAAAAGGUUACUUGUGAUUUAAAUGAUGGAUUGAAAUGCAAGAAUAGAGAACAAGUUAAGAAGGAAAAAUGUUACAAUUAUAGAAUAAGGAUUGAAUGCUGUGAAGAGCGUUGUGAGCCUAUACCAACACCAGACAUACAUACAACUGAAACCACAAAGCAAACAACCACGGAGGGUGAAUUUACAACCAAAGAAACAACAACAAGUUCACCAUCAGAAUCCUCACAACCAGAAUCUUCAAAGUCUCCAUCAACUCCCUCUACUAGCACAUUAUCUACUGAAAAACCUGUACCUGAUACAUCCAUCACCUCAACAUCAUCUGAGAUUACCCCGUCACAAACAACAGUAUGUGUGAAUAAGAUGAAAUGUCGAUGGACACCUUGGUAUGAUUAUAAUACGCCAAAUACAAGAAGUGAUGGAGGAGAAACUGAAAGUGUUGAUGGCAUAAAAUCAAAGGGCAUUAAAGUUUGUACAAACCGGGAAAUUGAAGACAAAAUAGAUUGUGAAGCAAUUGAUAAUAAAGGAGAGAGUAUUGCUGAUAACAAUCAAAAGGUUAGUUGUAAUGUGAAAGAUGGAUUGAGCUGCAAAAACAGAGACCAACACAACAAGGAGAAAUGUUUCAAUUAUAGGAUACGAAUUUUAUGUUGUGAAGAGUAUUGUGAACCUCUGCCCACAUCCAAAAUAGCAACAACUGAAACCUCUGAGCCAAACACCACUGCUGGUGAAACCACAAUAACCACAUCAACAUCAGAAACAUGGCCAACAAAGCUUCCUUCUACAGGUAUACAAUCAACUAAAAAGCCUGGCCCAGAGACUUCUUCUCCAUCUGAAAAUACAUCCCCACCAUCAACAGCAUCAUCCUCAUCAUCGGAAAUUACAACUUCUGUUUCACCCACAACAUGUGUACAUAAAAUGGAAUGCCGUUGGACUCCCUGGUAUGAUAUUAACAGGCCAACCUUGCAAAAUGAUGGUGGAGACAGUGAAAGUCCAGAAGAUAUCAAAUCAAAAGGCUAUGAGAUAUGCAAACAUAUGCACGAAGUUGAAAACAAAAUAGAAUGUGAAGCUAUUGAUCAUGAAGGAGUAACAAUAGCAAAUAAUCAACAAAUUCUUACUUGUUUGCUGGGGAAUGGAUUGACUUGCAGGAAUAUAGAUCAGAAGAAAAAAAAUGAAAAGUGUCAUAAUUACAGAAUAAGGGUUGAAUGUUGUGCAGCAUACUGUGAACCAGUAUUGACCACAUCCACUCCUCUUGCUACUCAAUCAUCUGUACCCUCAUCAGCCAUUACAGUUCCUACCACAACAUCCUCAGUUACAGAACCUAGCUCAACUUCUGAAGACUGUGAGAAAUUUAGAGCAUCAGAAUGUCAAUGGACUGAAUGGUUUAAUGAAAAUAAACCAUCUGAAGAUAUAGAUGGUGAAGACAAUGAGAACUCAGAUAAUUUGAGAGCUAAAGGAAUAGAGGUUUGUAAGCGGGGUGAAAUUGAAAACCAAAUUCAGUGUAAAGAUGAACAAUAUUCAGAAUUAACUAAUGAAAAUACUGUACAAAAAUCUACCUGUAAUGUAAAAGAAGGAUUGAUUUGUAAGAAUAAAGACCAACCAGAAAAAAUAUGUCAUGACUACAGUAUAAGAAUUGAGUGCUGUUCUGAAACGUUUGUAAAAUUCUGUGGUGAAUCCACCACACCUUCAUCUACUGAAAAAACAAGUAUCCCAACAACAACAUCUAUUACAAAACCUACUUCACCAGGAUCUGAGACAUCACCACCAUCUACCUUAACUACUGGCGCUAAAACCACUGGUGUACCAUCUGAACCUACUCAAGGCACUAAGACUCCAAGUACUUCUUUUCCAUCAAGUCCAUCCACAACUAAAAUUACAUCACAACCAACAACAGUGUGUAUAAAGAAGAAGGAAUGCCGUUGGACUCCAUGGUAUGAUACAAAUGCUCCAAGUACAAGAAGUAAUGGUGGAGAUAUUGAAACAUAUAAAGAUAUAACAUCUAAAGGAUUUGCGAUAUGUAUAGAUGGAGAAGAUGAAAACAAAAUAGAGUGUGAAGCCAUUGAUAAAAAUGGUGAAACAAUAUUAGAUAAUAAACAAAAAAUGACAUGUGAUUUGAAAACUGGAUUAACUUGCUUCAACAGAGAACAGAAGAAUAAGGAAAAAUGUUUUAAUUAUAGAAUAAGGUUUGAAUGUUGUGCAGAACACUGUGAGAAAUUGGAAACACCCACUACAGCUGGUGCAUCUACAACUGCAUCAACAUCCACUUUAAAUGAACCUACAUCAACAGGAAAAUCUCAGACUUCUCCACCAGGCUCAUCUACAAACUCAGUAACUGAGCCUGGAUCUCCAACUCCUGAAGAUUGUGACAAUUUUAGGAAAGCUGAGUGUUACUGGACAGACUGGUUUAAUAAAGAAACACCUACCUCUGAUAUUAAUGGAGGAGACACUGAAAACACAUCUAAACUAAAAACUGAAGGAAUAGAAGUUUGUACAGAUGAUGAAAUUGAAAAUCAAAUUGAGUGUAGAGCUGAGAAAUAUCUUGAUUUAGCAUUUGAAAGAACUGGCCAAAAAUUAACAUGUAAUGUAGAAGAAGGUUUGAUUUGUAAAAAUAAACAUCAACCAGAAGAAAAGUGUAAUGACUACAGUAUAAGAAUUGAGUGCUGUUCAAAAAAGUUUGUUAAAAUCUGCGGAGAGUCGAUUACACCUUCUGCUAUAUCCCCAACUAGCAUCCCAAUAACAACAAGUGUAUCGUCAACAGGGUCCUCAACUCCUGCCCAACCAUCUACUGAUGAAACAUAUACAAACUCCCCCUCACAAACUACAAGUAUCACAUCCUCUCCAACCACGACAUCUUCCACAACAAAGACCGAAAGUACUUCCUCCCCAUCUUCUACUUCGACAAGCUGUGAGAAAUUCAGACAAAGUGAAUGUUAUUGGACAGAGUGGCUUAAUACACAAACACCUUCAUCAGAUAUUAAUGGUGAAGAUAAAGAAAAUUCACAUGAACUGAGAUCUAGGGGAAUAGAAGUUUGUAAAAAUGAGGAAGUCGAAAAUGAAAUUGAGUGCAAAGCUGAGAAACAUUCUGAUGUAUCUCUUAAAGAAUCUGACCAAGUAAAAACAUGCAAUGUAAAAGAUGGAUUAAUUUGUAAGAACAAAGAACAAAGAGGCGAACCUAAGCAGUGUCUUGACUAUGCAGUCAGAAUUGAAUGUUGUUCUAAAAAGUUUAUUGAAUCAUGUGGAAAAUCAACCCCAUAUCCUACCUCACCUUCAUCCAGUGAAGUGACAAAACGCCCAUUAACAACAUCAGUAACAGAAAUUUCCUCACCAGGCUCAAUAUCAAUGAUUGGUGAAAGUCCUACCCCUGUUACACAAACAAGUGGUGAAACUUUUAUUACUAAUACACAAACAAGUGGUGAAACAUCUACCCCUGGUAUACCAACCAGUGGUGAAUCCUCUACCCCUGGUAGACCAACAGGUGGUGAAACAUCUACACCAUCAACUCAUGGUAGACCAACAGGUGGCGAAACCUCUACCCCUGGUAGACCAAUAAGUGGUGAAACCUCCACCUCUGGUAGACUAACAAGCGGUGAAACCUCUACCCCUGGUAGACCAACAGGUGGUGAAACAUCUACAUCAUCAACCUCUGGUAGACCAACAGGUGGUAAAUCCUCUACUCCUGGUAGACCAACAAGUGGUGAAGCCUCUACACCUGGCACUCUAACCAGUGGUGAAACCUCUACACCUGGUAGACCAACAGGAGGAGAAAACUCAACCCCUCAUAGACCAACAGGUGGUGAAACCUCUACACCUGGUAGACCAACAGUUGGUGAAUCCUCUACCCCUGCCCCUGGCAGACCAACUGGUGGUGAAACCUCUACACCUAGUACUCCAACAAGUGGUGAAACAUCUACCCCUGUUAGACCAACAGGUGGUGAAGCAUCUACUCCUGGUAGACCAACAGGUGGUGAAACCUCUACACCUGGUACUCCAACAAGUGGUGAAAAUACUACCCCUGGUAGACCAACAGGAGGGGAAACCUCUUCACCUGGUACUCCAACCAGUGGUGAAACCUCUACCCCUGGUAGACCAACAGGAGAAGUAACCUCUAGCCCUGGAAAACCAACAAGUGGUGAAAUAUCUACCCCUGGUAGACCGACAGGUGGUGAAACCUCUACCCCUGGCAGACCAACCGGUGGUGAAACCUCUACACCUAGUACUCCAACAAGUGGUGAAACAUCUACCCCUGUUAGACCAACAGGUGGUGAAGUAUCUACUCCUGGUAGACCGACAGGUGGUGAAACCUCUACACCUGGUACUCCAACAAGUGGUGAAAAGACUACCCCUGGUAGACCAACAGGAGGGGAAACCUCUACCCCUGGUAGGCCAACAGGUGGUGAAGCCUCUACACCUGGCACUCUAACCAGUGGUGAAACCUCUACACCUGGUAGACCAACAGGAGGAGAAAACUCAACCCCUCAUAGACCAACAGGUGGUGAAACCUCUACACCUAGUAGACCAACAGUUGGUGAAUCCUCUACCCCUGCCCCUGGCAGACCAACUGGUGGUGAAACCUCUACACCUAGUACUCCAACAAGUGGUGAAACAUCUACCCCUGUUAGACCAACAGGUGGUGAAGCAUCUACUCCUGGUAGACCAACAGGUGGUGAAACCUCUACACCUGGUACUCCAACAAGUGGUGAAAAUACUACCCCUGGUAGACCAACAGUCGGUGAAACCUCUUCACCUGGUACUCCAACCAGUGGUGAAACCUCUACACCUGGUAGACCAACAGGAGAAGUAACCUCUAGCCCUGGAAAACCAACAAGUGGUGAAAUAUCUACCCCUGAUAGACCGACAGGUGGUGAAACCUCUACCCCUGGCAGACCAACCGGUGGUGAAACCUCUACACCUAGUACUCCAACAAGUGGUGAAACAUCUACCCCUCUUAGACCAACAGGUGGUGAAGUAUCUACUCCUGGUAGACCGACAGGUGGUGAAACCUCUACACCUGGUACUCCAACAAGUGGUGAAAAGACUACCCCUGGUAGACCAACAGGAGGGGAAACCUCUACCCCUGGUAGGCCAACAGGUGGUGAAGCCUCUACACCUGGCACUCUAACCAGUGGUGAAACCUCUACACCUGGUAGACCAACAGGAGGAGAAAACUCAACCCCUCAUAGACCAACAGGUGGUGAAACCUCUACACCUGGUAGACCAACAGUUGGUGAAUCCUCUACCCCUGGCAGACCAACUGGUGGUGAAACCUCUACACCUAGUACUCCAACAAGUGGUGAAACAUCUACCCCUGUUAGACCAACAGGUGGUGAAGCAUCUACUCCUGGUAGAACAACAGGUAGUGAAGCAUCUACUCCUGGUAGACCAACAGUCGGGGAAACCUCUUCACCUCAUACUCCAACCAGUGGUGAAACCUCUACACCUAGUAGACCAACAGGAGAAGUAACCUCUACCCCUGGAAAACCAACAAGUGGUGAAAUAUCUACCCCUGGUAGACCAACAGGUGGGGAAACCUCUACACCUGGCAGACCAACCGGCGGUGAAACCUCCACACCUAGUACUCCAGCAAGUGGUGAAACAUCUUCCCCUGUUAGACCAACAGGUGGUGAAGCAUCUACUCCUGGUAGACCAACAGGUGGUGAAACCUCUACACCUGGUUCGCCAACAAGUGGUGAAAAUACUACCCCUGGUAGACCAACAGGAGGGGAAACCUCUACCCCUGGUAGGCCAACAGGUGGUGAAAGCUCUACCCCUGGAACUCCAACAAGUGGUGAAACAUCUACUCCUGGUAGACCAACAGGUAGUGAAGCAUCUACUCCUGGUAGACCAACUGUCGGUGAAACCUCUUCAUCUGGUACUCCAACCAGUGGUGAAACCUCUACACCUGGUAGACCAACAGGAGAAGUAACCUCUAGCCCUGAAAAACCAACAAGUGGUAAAAUAUCUACCCCUGGCAAACCAACAGGUGGGGAAACCUCUACCCCUGGCAGACCAACUGGCGGUGAAACCUCUACAUCUAGUACUCCAACAAGUGGUGAAACAUCUACCCCUGUUAGACCAACAGGUGGUGAAGCAUCUACUCCUGGUAAACCAACGGUUGGUGAAACCUCUACACCUGGUACUCCAACAAGUGGGGAAAAUACUACCCCUGGCAGAGCAACAGGAGGGGAAACCUCUACCCCUGGUAGGCCAACAGGUGGUGAAAGCUCAACCCCUGAUACUCCAACAAGUGGUGAAACAUCUACUCCUGGUAGACCAACAGGUGGUGAAAUAUCUACUCCUGGUAGACCAACAGAAGAAGUAACCUCUACCCCUGGAAAACCAACAAGUGGUGAAAUUUCUACCCAUGGCAGACCAACCGGCGGUGAAACCUCUACACCUAGUACUCCAACAAGUGGUGAAACAUCUACCCCUGUUAGACCAACAGGUGGUGAAGCAUCUACUCCUGGUAGACCAACAGGCAGUGAAACCUCUACACCUGGUACUCCAACAAGUGGUGAAAAUACUACCCCUGGUAGAUCAACAGGAGGGGAAACCUCUAUCCCUGGUAGACCAACAGUCGGUGAAACCUCUUCACCUGAUACUCCAACCAGUGGUGAAACCUCUACACCUGGUAGACCAACAGGAGAAGUAACCUCUAGCCCUGGAAAACCAACAAGUGGUGAAAUAUCUACCCCUGGUAGACCGACAGGUGGUGAAACCUCUACCCCUGGCAGACCAACCGGUGGUGAAACCUCCACACCUAGUACUCCAACAAGUGGUGAAACAUCUACCCCUGUUAGACCAACAGGUGGUGAAGCAUCUACUCCUGGUAGAUCGACAGGCGGUGAAACCUCUACACCUGGUACUCCAACAAGUGGUGAAAAUACUACCCCUGGUAGACCAACAGGAGGGGAAACCUCUGCCCCUGGUAGGCCAACAGGUGGUGAAAGCUCUACCCCUGGUACUCCAACAAGUGGUGAAAUGUCUACUCCUGGUAGAACAACAGGUAGUGAAGCAUCUACUCCUGGUAGACCAACAGUUGGGGAAACCUCUUCACCUCAUACUCCAACAAGUGGUGAAAAUACUACCCCUGGUAGACCAACAGGAGGGGAAACCUCUUCACCUCAUACUCCAACAAGUGGUGAAACCUCUACACCUGGUAGACCAACAGGAGAAGUAACCUCUACCCCUGGAAAACCAACAAGUGGUGAAAUAUCUACCCCUGGUAGACCAACAGGUGGGGAAACCGCUACACCUGGCAGACCAACCGGCGGUGAAACCUUCCCACCUAGUACUCCAGCGAGUGGUGAAACAUCUUCCCCUGUUAGACCAACAGGUGGUGAAGCAUCUACUCCUGGCAGACCAACAGGUGGUGAAACCUCUACACCUGGUUCACGAACAAAUGGUGAAAAUACUACCCCUGGUAGACCAACAGGAGGGGAAACCUCUUCACCUCAUACUCCAACAAGUGGUGAAACUUCUACACCUGGUAGACCAACAGGAGAAGUAACCUCUACCCCUGGAAAACCAACAGGUGGUGAAACCUCUACACCUGUUACUCCAACAAGUGGUGAAAAGACUACCCCUGGUAGGGCAACAGGAGGGGAAACCUCUACCCCUGGUAGGCCAACAGGUGGUGAAAGCUCAACCCCUGGUACUCCAACAAGUGGUGAAACAUCUACUCCUGGUAGACCAACAGGUGGUGAAACAUCUACUACUGGUAGACCAACAGAAGAAGUAACCUCUACCCCUGGAAAACCAACAAGUGGUGAAAUUUCAACCCCUGGCAGACCAACCGGCGGUGAAACCUCUACACCUAGUACUCCAGCAAGUGGUGAAACAUCUACCCCUGUUAGACCAACAGGUGGUGAAGCAUCUACUCCUGGUAGACCAACAGGCAGUGAAACCUCUACACCUAGUACUCCAACAAGUGGUGAAAAUACUACCCCUGGUAGACCAACAGGAGGGGAAACCUCUACCCCUGGUAGGCCAACAGGUGGUGAAAGCUCUACCCCUGGUACUCCAACAAGUGGUGAAACAUCUACUCCUGGUAGACCAACAGGUGGUGAAACAUCUACUCCUGGUAGACCAACAGAAGAAGUAACCUCUACCCAUGGAAAACCAACAAGUGGUGAAAUUUCUACCCCUGGCAGACCAACUGGUGGUGAAACCUCUACACCUAGUACUCCAGCAAGUGGUGAAACAUCUACCCCUGUUAGACCAACAGGUGGUGAAGCAUCUACUCCUGGUAGACCAACAGGCGGUGAAACCUCUACACCUAGUACUCCAACAAGUGGUGAAAAUACUACCCCUGGUAGACCAACAGGAGGGGAAACCUCUACCCCUGGUAGGCCAACAGGUGGUGAAAGCUCUACCCCUGGUACUCCAACAAGUGGUGAAACAUCUACUCCUGGUAGACCAACAGGUAGUGAAACAUCUACUCCUGGUAGAUCAACAGUCGGUGAAACCUCUUCACCUGGUACUCCAACCAGUGGUGAAUCCUCUACACCUGGUAGACCAACAGGAGAAGUAACCUCUACCCCUGUAAAACCAACAAGUGGGGAAACAUCUACCCCUGGAAAACCAACAAGUGGGGAAACAUCUACCCCUGGUAGACCAACAGGUGGGGAAACAUCUACCCCUGGUACUCCAACAAGUGGUGAAACAUCUACCCCUGGUAGGACAACAGGUGGUGAAACCUCUACUCUUGGCAGACCAACCGGUGGUGAAACCUCUACACCUGGUACUCCAACAAGUGGUGAAACAUCUACCCCUGGUAGACCAACAGGUGGUGAAACCUCUACCUCUGGAAGACCAACAGGUGGUGAAAUCUCUACACCUGGUUUUCCAACAAGUGAAACUUCUACCCCUGGUAGACCAAUAGGUGGUGAAACCUCUACCCCUAGCAGACCAACAGGCAUUGAAACCACUACACCUGGUACUGAAACAGGUGGUGAAACAUCUACACCAUCAACUCCUAGUAAACCAACAGUUGGUGAAACCUCUACACCUGGUACUCCAACAAGUAGUGAAACAUCUACUGCUGGUACUCCAACAGGUGGUGAAACCUCUACACCUGGUAAACCAACCAGUGGUGAAACCUCUACACCAUCAGCCCCUGGUACUCCAACAGGUGGUGAAACCUCUACACUUGGUACUCCAACAAGUGGUGAAACCUCUUCCCCUGGUAGACCAACCGGUGGGGAAACAUCUACACCAUCAAUCCCUGGCAGUUCACAACCUGGCAACACAUCUCCACCAUCUUCUAGCUGUAAAAUAUUGAGAGAAAGUGAAUGUCGCUGGACAAUAUGGCAUAACACAAAUAAACCUUCCCCAGAUAUUACUGGUGAAGAAAAGGAAAAUUCAGAUCAACUGAGAUCUAAUGGGAUAGAAGUAUGUAAAAAAGAGGAAGUUGAAAAUAAUAUUGAGUGCAAAGCUGAGAAAUAUUCAGAUUUGUCUGAUAAAGAAUCUGACCAAGUAUUAACAUGCAAUGUGAAUGAUGGAUUGGUUUGUAAGAACAAAGAACAAAAAUCUGAACCUAAACAGUGUCUUGACUAUGCAGUUAGAAUUGAAUGUUGUUCUAAAACAUAUAUUGAAUCCUGUGGUGAAAUAACCACAUCUCCCACGUCAACCUCAUCUUCAGAGGUUACUCCUGGCACUACACCAGGUGAGACUUCUCCAGGAGAAACAACUUCAACUUCUGGAUCUCCCCCUCUUAUUACCUCAUCCUCCAUUUUGGGUACCACCACAAACACUGUAACUGUGACUUCAACAUCUGGUACAACAGCUUCACCCAUAGGUUCCUCUUCACACACCACAUCUUCCACAUCAGUUACUAGUAGCACCGAGAUUCUAGCAACAACUAGUGGACCUGAAAUAACUACACCAUUAUCUUCUAAAUCUCCAACGGUACCUCCAUCUGCCAGCACAAUAUUUUGUUACUGUAAAAUAAAGGAUGAACUGUAUGAACAAGGUGAAACUAUCUACCAGAAAGAAGACAUGGAUGGUUGUGUGUUUCAUGCCAUAUGUAACAAUAAAUGUGAAAUUGAACGACAUGUAGGAGAUUGUUCAACACCCGGAACUACACCAGAGGUAACCACUCUCACUAGUACAGAGCUUACCCACAUACUGGAUGCUACCAGUGGUAAACCAUCAAUGAACAGACCAAGCAGAAGACCUCCAACCAAGCCUCAUACCAGUCCACCUGGUACAUCUGGUGAACCUGGUACCUCAACAGAAACCAACUGUGGACCUUGCGAGUGUUUGAUGCCAACCUGUGGAACAGGAUAUCGUGUAGUAUCCUAUAUGUCUCCUGGUGCCUGCUGUGCUAAAGUCACAUGUGAGCCUGACUCUGUCUGUGUUGUGGAAAAUACCAUAUACCAGCGUGGAUCUACCAUCCCUCAACCAAAGGGUGUAUGUCAGAAUUGCGAGUGCGCCAAAGAUGAACAGGACGAGUCUGGUUUCUAUGCCGUAAAAUGCCAAGCCCUUCAGUGUGAUAAGACAUGUGAAGAGGGUUAUGCAUAUGCUGAGAAAGAAGGAGAAUGCUGUGGUAAAUGUGUACCCAAACAAUGUAUCAUUAAAGGAGUAAAAGGAGAAAAGUUAGAACAAGGAGAGGAUGAUAAACCAGUAAAAAUUAAGAUUGGAGACUCUUAUCGUCCUGAGGGCAGCACUUGCAGCUACUAUGAAUGUAGUGAGGAAGAUGACAAACCCGUGUUGACCAAGGUGAAGAAAGUUUGCCAAGAGUUGGACAUCUCCAAAUGCGAGAAGGAUACAGUUAAAUAUGAUGAAGAUGGCUGCUGUCAGACCUGCACACUGAAGACAGAAGUUAAAAUAAUAGAGAAACCAGUUGUUGAAAACUGCAGCUCUCGUAAGAACUUGACUGUUUUGAAAGUAGAGGACUGCGAGAUUGAGGUUGAGCUCACAUACUGCGGAGGCCCCUGUAUGGGAAAAUCCUUCUAUUCCAUGGAAUCUCAGGGUAUGGAUCACCAGUGUAGUUGCUGCACAGAGCUGGAAGUAGCAGAAAGACAAGUGGAGCUGUUGUGCGCCAAUGGUCAACGUAGAGUCCAUUACUACAAAGAUGUAAUUAGAUGCGGCUGCUCUAAAGCUACCUGCGAACCAGUCACAUCUGCUGAGAUUCAGCAACCAGAUCAGCAGCAGAGAACCCAAACUGCCUAUUAAUAUGCGAGGAGAUAAAUGAGAAUAUACUGAGCAAGGCAGAAAUCUAUAGUCAUCUUUUUUAAAUGUUCCCAAUGUUUUAUCUUCUAAUGUCUACGUAUCCUGCUACCCUGUAAUCUGAUUUAGAUGCAUGAAAAGAGGCAUGUAGAGGUUGUAAAGAUCAUGUAAAGGUUUAUUAACGAAUAAACACAAACUGUUAGGUUUAUGCUGUCUUGGCAACUCAGAGUUUCCAGAUGCAUUUGUGUAACUUUUAAUGUCUGCAUUGUAUGAUUCAUGUGGAGGCCAGCAACAUUUUGGGAAGCUUUAUGUUGUUACUAGCUUUUUUUAUCCAUGUCAUCUCAUUUAUGUAUAUGUCAUUAAACUAUAAAGCUCAAAACACAA
Pseudophryne corroboree (corroboree frog) is the source of this 30609-nucleotide messenger RNA. RefSeq lists its product as uncharacterized. Gene Ontology annotation, cellular component: extracellular matrix. Gene Ontology annotation, molecular function: protein binding. The transcript is spliced from 88 exons. NCBI's taxonomy places the organism in Eukaryota, Metazoa, Chordata, Amphibia, Anura, Myobatrachidae. The record is from RefSeq and is a predicted model, not a curated record. The coding region runs from base 64 to 30231 and encodes 10055 amino acids.